UGCACUUCAAAGUUCAGUCUUUAUUUUCGUUUCUUUUUUUUUUUUCGGACUCUCUCUUUCUUGUGCGCUGAAUUUGAUAAACCAACUUUUCUAUCAACGGUUUCAAUCCGAGAAAGCAGGAAAGAAUCGAACCUCAGAUCACUCGCUACUAUGGAUUACACUACACCUUCGCCUAUACCCUACAGAGAGGAGAAUUUAAUGACAUAUCGCAUGUCCGCUGAAGGUAUUGAAUGGGAGGUUCUUCAGGACUGCAUCAAUUCAUUCCUAGGCCCUGAGGCAUCCGCCAGUCUGGAGCGGACUCAGGACGGCGAGGACGUAUACUGGGUGACCGCCACGAGGCCAUUCCUGCCCAGCCAAAUCAACGACCUGAAAGCCUUUUCAGCGGAAUUUCUCGAAGACCGAGAUGCAGCAGCGUCAAAACACCGACGACCAAGUCACCAUCCAAGGAAUCGGGGCAUGAGGAGACAGAAGCAGGCUACCAGCCCAAUUCACGUCCAACUGGUCCUUCCAUCGCUGCAUCAGAAUGCAUACUUGAUGAUUCCUCCUCCUUCCUCUUCUCCUGCCUCUUCGAAUCAUUGCCGAAACUGUCAGAAUCGUCCACCUCACUCCCCUCAUCACGAUCAUCAUCCUCACUCUUCAGCAGCAUCAAGUCAAGCAGGAACGCUCGCCUAAUUAAUCCACCUACAUCCUCCCCCCUUUUUCCGGUUCCGCGGAAAAAAGGAAGCCUGUACAGGUUUUUUUGUCCAAUUUCCCCAUCUCAACCACUUUGUCCUCCCGUUCGGUUUGUUUGCGUAGCGUAGGGAUCAGUUGUUUGGAUUUUCUUUUUUCCUCCCAUUUUUCUUCCCUUUUUUUUGUUUUUGUUGGAGGGGGGGAACCAAACACAAAUCUCUUUAAAUUAUUUACAAUACCAUCAUACUUUGCUUUUUUUUUUCCCUUCUUCUCUCAUCUUACAAGUAGAUACAAUAGUUUCAUCUCGCUUUAGCGCUGCCGCAAAUUUGUUUACCUGAUUCAAUUUGACUUUGGUUUCAUUUGGUCCGAUAGGAUUGGAUUGUAUUGGUCUUUCCCAUUACAGUAUUGUCAUACUCGAGUACAUUAAAUUUCCUUGUUUUUUUUUUUUUUGCCUUCCUUCCUUCCUUCCUUCCUCCCCCAUAUGUGGAAGAAGAAGAAGCAAGUGGUAAUUACAAUUACAUCCUAUGAA
This is a messenger RNA of Tuber melanosporum (Perigord truffle), 1198 nucleotides long. RefSeq lists its product as uncharacterized. The record is from RefSeq and is a predicted model, not a curated record. The transcript is spliced from 5 exons. Bases 151 to 672 code for a protein of 173 amino acids. NCBI's taxonomy places the organism in Eukaryota, Fungi, Ascomycota, Pezizomycetes, Pezizales, Tuberaceae.